Molecule: messenger RNA, 893 nt
Organism: Leopardus geoffroyi (Geoffroy's cat)
Lineage: Eukaryota; Metazoa; Chordata; Mammalia; Carnivora; Felidae
Gene: SNCG
Product: synuclein gamma
Exons: 5
Coding region: 240-623 (127 amino acids)
Biological process (GO): chemical synaptic transmission; synaptic vesicle endocytosis; synapse organization
Cellular component (GO): neuronal cell body; cytoplasm; axon terminus
Molecular function (GO): cuprous ion binding
Source: RefSeq, a predicted model, not a curated record
GCCCAGGGGAGCCGGACCCCACUGCCCAACCCCCGGAGAAGGUGAGGGCGGGCCUCCUCCCCCGCCCUCCCUGGCCUGCUGGCUGAGCUCCCACCAGCCAGCCACCGCCGCAUCAUCAAUAUUUCAUGGGCGUCAAUAAGAGGCAGCGGCAGCAGCGGGGACAGCGGCUGCAGCAGCGUUCUUGCCAGCUCUAGCCAUAGCUCACUGGAAGAGUCAGGCUCCUGGCACUGCCCACCACCAUGGACGUCUUCAAGAAGGGCUUCUCCAUUGCCAAGGAGGGUGUGGUGGGCGCUGUGGAGAAGACCAAGCAAGGGGUGACAGAAGCAGCUGAGAAGACCAAGGAGGGGGUCAUGUAUGUGGGAGCCAAGACCAAGGAGAAUGUUGUGCAGAGUGUGACCUCAGUGGCUGAGAAGACCAAGGAGCAGGCCAAUGCUGUGAGUGAGGCCGUGGUCACCAGCGUCAACACAGUGGCCAUCAAGACGGUGGAGGAGGCGGAGAACAUCGCCAUCACCUCCGGAGUGAUUCGAAAGGAGGACCUGGAGCAACCAGCUCCCUCACAGGAGGACAAGGCAGCCAAAGCGGAAGAGGAAGUGGCUGAGGAGGUCAAGAGUGGAGGAGACUAGAGGGAUGCAAGUCAGCCAUGAAGGAGGAAGAGCCCUCUGCCUUGGACCCCACCGGGCAUGAGGACUGCCCAGCCCUGGAGCGUGACCUGGGUUGCCCAUGUUCCCACACCUGACCACCCACAGGGCCUGUCCUCCUACACUGCCUUCACCUCCCUCACCUCCCUCAAUCAGUCGCUUUGCCCCCUGGUCCUUCUGACCCCACAGAUGCUGCUGUGAAUUUUUGUUUUUAAUGAUUCCAAAUAAAACUCAAGUCCUCAUUCCUGACCAUAA